This is a messenger RNA of Alosa sapidissima (American shad), 2272 nucleotides long. RefSeq names its product regulator of G-protein signaling 1. The record is from RefSeq and is a predicted model, not a curated record. Bases 476 to 1486 code for a protein of 336 amino acids. Lineage: Eukaryota; Metazoa; Chordata; Actinopteri; Clupeiformes; Clupeidae. The transcript is spliced from 7 exons.
GGGAGCGAUGUCUAUCCGCCCACUGGAGAGAAGAGUUGGGCAAGCUGAGACGGCGCUCUGGGUGUGGCGUGGAGUCCAGAGGCGUUGCUUUUCUCCAUUCAAGUGUAGCCUAUACAAUGUUUGACGAGAGAAAACUCUUGCCGAGUCUCUCAACUUUUGCCGUUUCGAAUGUCUGUGCGUAUUUUUAGCUUGUCAGGAAGGUGUUCAAGAAGAAAACGACUACAAGACCACCAUAACUCAAGUGUCGUUACGAGAGAGUACCGUAGCCUACAGACACACGCUGCGUUUUAUGAACCUGUGCCUCAGAUUUAUUUGGAUAUUGAAAGCCUGGAAGUAUCAUGACUGAACAGGUGGAAUCGUUGCUUUGAGCUUUGCCAUUCUUUCUCUCUGCUCUGCAUCUUUCUUGGCAUUUCCUGUGUCCCCUCCUUGCAGUUUUGCUCUUCCCUCCUCACUACUCUCCUCCUCGGUCUCAGACAUGCGGCGCUUCAGCUCAGAGGGCUCUCUCUUGGACCUGGAUGCGUUGCCGUGGCGACGGGUCGCGCUGAAGAGGGCCGAGCAGGAACAGGAGGGCUAUGACGUAGGCAGCUACACCCCGCACCUGGAGGAACCCGAGAGCCUGCCAGUGCCGCCUGCCCCAGUUAUGAGCAAGGCAAGAGGAGGGUGGGGGGGUGGCCGAGAGCUGGUGAAGGAGCACAGCAUGAGCGUGGAGAACAUCACUGAGCUGGACAAGGCGGCCAGUGACCUGCAAUCUCCCCUGAAUGAGAGCUACCGUGCCUACAGCGACGGCCAGCUGGCACAAGACCCCGGGGGCAGCAGGGCAGUGGGCAUCGAUACCCCGCCAUCCCCAUCUAGCGCCAAGUGCCACCCGCUCUCGACCAUGAGCCUGCACCCGCACUAUGCCAGGGCACGCCUCACCGCAGCCAAACUCCACCUCAAGACCCUCUUCUCCUCGUCCCAGAGCCCAACCUCCUCACACUCCAACCUGGCAGCCACCGAACAGAAGAAUAGCGCCACCAGUACCAAGGAGAGGCGUUCACGUUUGCCCUUCCUGAAGCAGUGGAGUCAGGUGGGCCACUCCAAGGGCCGAUUCAGCCGCGAGGAACUGGAGUCCUGGUCUCGGUCGCUUAGCAACCUGCUGUCCAGCCGCACGGGUCUGUCUGUGUUCGGGGCGUUCCUGCGCUCAGAGUUCAGCGAGGAGAACCUGCAGUUCUACCUGGCGUGCGAGCAGUACCGUCACAGCUCCAACAACUUCAGCCUGCAGCGCCGGGCCCGGGACAUCAGUGCCACCUACAUCCAGCCAGGGGCACCCAGAGAGGUCAAUCUGGACAGUAAGACUCGCGAGCUGACUCUUGAGCUACUUCAGGCGCCCUCCCACACUUCGCUGUCCAUGGCCCAAAAGCGCAUCUACUCCCUGCUGGACACAGACUGCUACCCACGCUUCCUACAGUCACAGCUCUACUCAUCACUGCUGCAGGAUGCUGACUAACUCUCUGUGUGUGUGUGAGCGAGAGAGAGAGAGAGAGUGUGUGUGUGAGAGAGAGAGAGAGUGUGUGUGUGUGUGUGUGAGAGAGAGAGUGUGUGUGAGUGACUGCAAGCACCGCUUAACAAAUGGCACAUCUACCUCCCUGCUGCAGUAUGCCUAGUGGGUGAGGGUGGGUCAAUGUGGAGAGAGACUACUGAUGAGUGAACAUUAGUUGAACACUGGGAGGUUACUGGAACCGUGCAGUUCUGCGUGUGUGCUGGAACAGUGAGGAGCAUGUUUUUAUGGAGCCAAAGCCUCCCCUCCCCAUCAAGACAAGAGUGCGUGAGGUACUGAAGACAGUAGGGUGGACGCACGGAAACCACACUGGAGGGACUCUGCACUCCCAGCACUAAUCAUUAAACAGAAUCGCCAUGGCAGCGUCAUUGCUCCGGUCUGGCGAGCAGAAUCUGAGGAGCGUGCUGACGGGACGGAAAAACACGUCAGGCAGGACUCGGCUGCGUGGGAGGAGGAGUCAGCUAGGCACUAAAAGAAUCCAAACUUUUCCUGGAACACUCUCAAUCCUUGUUCUCUGAAAACUUCCCCCGCCAUCUUCAAUUUCACAUUGUUCUGUAGUUUCAAGGGGGCUGAAUUUGAGAGUGGCCUGCUAGAAGAUAUGACCAAACCACACCACAGGAGCUAGAUACUGGCCGUGGCAUUGUUCUUUUUUUAAUCUCGGUUAGAGUAUUUCUUUUUUGUGAGUGUUAAAACCAUGUGAAAGAUGAAAAUGUAGAAAUAAAUAAUUUUUAUAAA